Messenger RNA from Panthera uncia (snow leopard), 1329 nucleotides. It is a transcript of the gene RNF175, whose product is annotated as ring finger protein 175. Gene Ontology annotation, cellular component: Golgi membrane; endoplasmic reticulum membrane. Gene Ontology annotation, molecular function: metal ion binding; ubiquitin protein ligase activity. Lineage: Eukaryota; Metazoa; Chordata; Mammalia; Carnivora; Felidae. The record is from RefSeq and is a predicted model, not a curated record. The coding region runs from base 27 to 1118 and encodes 363 amino acids. The transcript has 9 exons.
CCGGGGCGGGGCCGCCGCAGGCUCAGAUGGCACCCGGCGCUCGCGCCGGAAAGGGCGUCCCCCAGCGGCCUCCCGGAGACCCUCCCCGGCCCGCGGGGCGCUGGAGCCGCCGCGGCGGAGGCAUGGCCGCGGGGGCCGCGGGGGCCGCGGUGCGCGAGGCGGCGCCGGGGCCGGACGCGCCUCCCCAGCACGAGCAGAUCUCUCACACAAAGCUUUCUGCGGAUGAUGAAUGGAACCUGCAGCAGGAAAGGAUGUACAAGAUGCACCGGGGCCAUGAGUCCAUGCACGUGGAGAUGAUCUUGAUCUUCCUCUGCGCACUGGUCAUCGCCCAGAUAGUGUUGGUACAGUGGAGACAGAGGCAUGGCCGGUCCUACAAUCUGGUGACACUGUUGCAGAUGUGGGUUGUCCCUCUGUAUUUCACGAUAAAACUUUACUGGUGGCGGUUUCUGUCUAUGUGGGGAAUGUUCUCAGUUAUUACCAGUUACGUCCUCUUCAGAGCUACCCGAAAACCCCUCUCAGGGAGAACACCAAGAUUGGUCUACAAAUGGUUUCUUCUAAUCUACAAACUCAGCUAUGCAUUUGGUGUUGUGGGUUAUUUGGCCAUCAUGUUUACAAUGUGUGGAUUCAAUUUAUUUUUCAAAAUCAAGGCUAGAGAUUCCAUGGAUUUUGGCAUUGUAUCCUUGUUCUAUGGCCUCUACUAUGGCGUAAUGGGGAGAGAUUUUGCAGAGAUCUGUUCGGAUUACAUGGCUUCUACUAUAGGGUUCUACAGCGUCAGUGGGAUGCCCACAAGGAGCUUGUCAGACAAUGUCUGCGCCGUCUGUGGGCAGAAGAUCAUUGUGGAGCUCAGUGAAGAAGGGCUCAUUGAAAACACCUACCAGCUCUCAUGCAAUCAUGUCUUUCACGAAUUCUGCAUCCGAGGUUGGUGUAUAGUUGGUAAAAAGCAGACUUGCCCUUACUGCAAAGAGAAGGUUGAUUUGAAGAGGAUGAUCAGUAACCCCUGGGAGCGCACACACUUUUUAUAUGGACAAAUCCUGGAUUGGCUUCGUUAUUUGGUGGCCUGGCAACCCGUGGUGAUUGGAAUAGUUCAAGGCAUUAAUUAUUCACUAGGGCUGGAAUAGUACAGCAGACUUACUCCAGAAGCAAUGUGUUGCAUGUUGAAAUAUUUUUAAAUCCUUGAUCCUACACUUAAUAUCGAUAUUCUUUUUUUUAAUAUCAGAGGUGAUCCCCAAGAGUUUAGAGAACUGAGCCUUACCUAAGCAGUCUGUCUAUGUGGAAAGAAUUUAGAGAGAAGCUGAAUGUCAAAAGUUCAGAAAAAAACCAAAAGUAAAA